Neogale vison (American mink) is the source of this 2840-nucleotide messenger RNA. RefSeq names its product C1q and TNF related 3 (gene C1QTNF3). Lineage: Eukaryota; Metazoa; Chordata; Mammalia; Carnivora; Mustelidae. Bases 7 to 1146 code for a protein of 379 amino acids. The record is from RefSeq and is a predicted model, not a curated record. The transcript is spliced from 6 exons. Gene Ontology annotation, molecular function: protein binding.
UGAUGAAUGGGGGCUGUCCUGCCCCGGGGAGGAGGGCUGCUUCCCCUCUGGCAUGCCUGCAGCCUUAUUUAUUACACACCAAAGUAUAAAACCUCCCAGCCGGCUGCGGCUCGCAUCUCCAGCCCUGGCAUUUACCGCGACGCCCCGCUGUCGUCUCCAGGAGGCUCUGGGGCUCUGUUGAGAAUCAUGCUCGGGAGGCAGCUCGUCUCCUGGCACCUGCUGGCUUUGCUUUUCCUCCCAUUUUGCCUCUGUCAAGAUGAGUACAUGGAGGUGAGCGGAAGACCUAAUAAAGUAGUGGCGAGAAUAGUGCAAAGCCACCAGCAGACUGGCCGUAGCGGCUCCAGGAGGGAGAAAGUGAGAGAGCGGAGCCAUCCUAAAACGGGGACUGUGGAUAAUAACACUUCUACAGACCUAAAAUCCCUGAGACCAGAUGAGCUACCGCACCCCGAGGUAGAUGACCUAGCCCAGAUCACCCCAUUCUGGGGCCAGUCUCCACAAACCGGAGGGCUGCCCCCAGACUGCAGCAAGUGUUGCCAUGGAGAGUACAGUUUCCGAGGCUACCAAGGCCCCCCGGGGCCCCCUGGACCCCCUGGCAUCCCAGGAAACCACGGGAACAAUGGCAAUAAUGGAGCCACUGGCCAUGAAGGGGCCAAAGGUGAGAAAGGAGACAAAGGUGACCUUGGGCCACGAGGUGAAAGAGGGCAGCAUGGCCCCAAGGGAGAAAAGGGCUACCCGGGGAUUCCUCCAGAACUGCAGAUUGCAUUCAUGGCUUCUCUGGCGACCCACUUCAGCAACCAGAAUAGCGGGAUCAUCUUCAGCAGCGUGGAGACCAACAUCGGAAACUUCUUUGAUGUCAUGACUGGUAGAUUUGGGGCCCCGGUAUCAGGUGUGUAUUUCUUCACCUUCAGCAUGAUGAAGCACGAGGAUGUUGAAGAAGUGUAUGUGUACCUCAUGCACAAUGGCAAUACAGUGUUCAGCAUGUACAGCUAUGAAACAAAGGGGAAGUCAGAUACAUCCAGCAACCAUGCAGUACUGAAGCUGGCUAAAGGGGAUGAGGUUUGGCUGAGAAUGGGCAAUGGCGCUCUUCAUGGGGACCACCAGCGCUUCUCUACCUUUGCAGGCUUCCUCCUCUUUGAAACCAAGUGAAUAUAUGACUAGACCAGCUCUACUUUUGGGAAGACUUAUGGCUGAGCUGGUAUUGUUGUAGUCUAAGGGAUAUUAGGGUUAAGGGUUCUACUCGGGAGCUCAGAAGAAGAAUCCACAAAACAGUCUUCUCAAGUGACCUUGACUAAUAUACUUGGCAUAUUUACUCUUCCCCAGGCACCUAAAGAAGAAUUCCUUCUUGAUACAGGUUGGAAAUAAUUGUUCCAUCAAAGAAGUCCUUUGCAAAGAAUUUGGCUGCUCUGUUUUUAAUUUAAUAGCAACUUCCAGGAAUUCCUGAGGUUUGGGGUUCAUCAUUCUUUAUAACAUUUCAGAGACAAGGGUGCAGUGACUAGGGUGGGGCCGAGCAGGGCAGAAAAAAGGCACUUGCGAGGACCAGGUUACCAGAAACAUUUAUGAAGCCUAGACUGGGAAGUAACACUUUGAUCCAGUGGGUCAAUAUUUAUGAAUAAAUAUAGAUAAUUUUAGUAAUUCCAGAUAGCUUUUAGAUAAAGAAAGUAUUCACAAUGCCCAUAAAUAAUGGACUCCUUUUUUUAAAAUAAGAACACUGCUGUAAUUAAAUCUUGACUUGUAAUGGCUUAUGUUUUUAGAUAUGGAAUUUUCUCAUGAUCCAAAAUUGGGUUUAUCAGAUAUGAUUUAUCAUAUUGGUUUUUUCCCAUUGGGUUUCUUGUGUUACAAUAGAUCUUUGUUGACCCUGGCCUGGAGAACCAGCUGAGGUGAGCUUAUGUCCAUAUACACAGUAUACACAAUGUCCUUAUUCUCUUACUCUCUCUCAAUUUAGAAGUUACCCCAAUAAACUUCACUGACAUGUCAUUUGAGGAUAAUGGAUAAAAAAUAUAAGGGCAUUCCAUUUAGAAGACACAAAAUAAAAUCUCUUAAUGUUUUUAAAGAUAAAAAUUGAUAUGACUUUUUUGAUCACCAUAUUUAGGCAAUACUUACAAUGGAGCUGUGCUCCUUUACUUUUGCCUGUCCUUCCCCAAAAAGGGACAAGUUCAGGAGAUAGUACCCAAAAUUUGUUUAUUUUAAGUGAGGAAAGUAUCAUUGGAAUAUGUGUUUAUCCUGAUGUUGAAUCAUAUUUAAAAUGCACUAGAGAGAUACCUAUCUGAAACAUAUCAUUUAAUGAAUUCCCUUAGAAAGCAAUUAUCCAUUAUUUUAUUUUCUGUUACAAUUUCAAUUUCCACAAAGGCUUUUAAACUAUGGGUUUAAUUGUAUUGAUUACCCCCUAUAGCUAGAAGCAGAAGAAAUUAAUUAGGGCUACCCUAUUAGCUAACUUAGUAUGCUCCAUGUUCAGUUCUGUCUUUGACCCAUUCUUUUGAUCUAUAAAUAUUUUUAAACUCUUCCUGACCAACACAAACAAUGCUAUUUUAAAGUGAAUGGAUAUUAGCCAAAAUGUGCUUGACUGGUUGGUAAUGCUUUUGUGAUUUUGUAUAUGUCUCCGGUUGCUUCUGGGGCUGUGUGGUCAUGGGUGUUGAGGUUUACUAUUUCCAAACAUCAUAAAUACCUUGUAUUGCCAGUAGACAAUUGAAUGUUGCAUGUUGCCCAAAGGGAUUCCAUGUUUAAAGAACACACAUUAUUAAUAAAGUACCUUAGAAGAAGAUAUUGGCUUAGCUUUAGAUAAAACUGAGACAAGAAAAAUGUAAAAGCAUCGUAUGGAAAUAAACAUACUUUUGUUAAAUGUA